Sus scrofa (pig) is the source of this 2855-nucleotide messenger RNA. The record is from RefSeq and is a predicted model, not a curated record. Lineage: Eukaryota; Metazoa; Chordata; Mammalia; Artiodactyla; Suidae.
GCGAAGGAGUCGCUGUGUCCCGGAGGCGUGGUGUGCAGCGCCCGCCGUGGCCGCGGGAACCAGCGCCUGGCGGAACUACUACUCCCAGACCAGCCGGGGCCCCCCAUCUCCUCUCCGCCGCGCUUUCAGACGCCGAGCACUACAAUUCCCGGCAUGCCGUGAACUUGACGGCUGCGCCUUCCAGGCGGCGUCCGGCCCUGCCACCCGCCCCGCACACCCACCGGGUCUCGGCUGCUGCCCCGGCCGCGCGCGGAGGCGGGACGCGAGCCAUGGAGGAGACGCCGCCCCCGCUGCUGGGCAGCAGCAAGCCGCACCUGGAAAAGUUGACGCUGGGCAUCACCCGCAUCCUAGAAUCAUCCCCAGGUGUGACAGAGGUGACCAUCGUAGAAAAGGUACCCGCUGAACGUCAUAUGAUUUCUUCAUGGGAACAAUGCCCAGCAGCUACUUUCUGCUCCCCAGCUACUUUCUCUGGUGAAGUGGUCUCUGAAAGAGAAGGAACAAUGGAGCACAGGAUUCCCAGAAGUAGAGCAGAGUCCUGUAGAAUUCAGGAAUGUGAGCUACCAGAGCCAGGCAAUCAAGAGAAAAAUAACUGCCUUCUGCCUGAGGAUCUGAAGAACUUUUACCUGAUGACAAAUGGCUUCCACAUGACAUGGAGUGUGAAGCUGGAUGAGCAUACCAUUCCACUGGGCAGCAUGGCAAUUAACAGCAUCUCAAAACUGACUCAACUCAACCAGUCUUCCAUGUACUCACUUCCUAAUGCACCAACUCUGGCAGACCUGGAGGACGAUACACAAGAAGCCGGUGAGAACCAGCCAGAGAAGCCUCACUUUGAUUCUCGCAGUGUGAUAUUUGAACUGGAUCCUUGCAAUGGGAAUGGGAAGGUUUGCCUUGUCUACAAAAGAGGGAAACCAGCAUUAGCACAAGACUCUGAGAUCUGGUUCCUGGACAGAGCAUUAUACUGGCAUUUUCUCACAGAUACCUUUACUGCCUAUUAUCGCCUGCUCAUCACCCACCUGGGCCUGCCCCAGUGGCAGUAUGCCUUCACCAGCUAUGGCAUUAGCCCCCAGGCCAAGCAAUGGUUCAACAUGUAUAAACCCAUCACCUACAACACAAACCUACUCACAGAAGAGACUGACUCCUUUGUGAACAAGCUGGAUCCUAGCAAAGUGUUCAAGAGCAAGAACAAGACCUUAAUCCCAAAAAAGAAAGGGCCUCCUCAACCUGCAGGUGGCCAGAAAGGGCCCUCAGGUCCUCCUUCCACCUCUAAAUCCUCCUCUGGCUCUGGAAACCCUGUCCGGAAAUGAGCACCCCACCUCCAGCUCCCCACAAGCCCCACAGCAAUGAUUUCCAUGCACAGAUGCUGCAGGCAUGGCCCAGGCCUUAGAGUCUGUGUGUGGAACCAUAGUCCUCUUCUCAACUGAGUAACCAGAAUCCUAGGCCUUUCACUCCCAUUGGCCUUAGCCAGGAUCCCCUUUUGGAAGAACAUACUCAGGUCUUCCCAGGAAUCCUUCCCCCAUACUCCUUAUAGCAGGUUGUGCCACCUACUGCAUCUGGAGGCUGUGGAGAAUUUAAGGUCUUGUGUAAGUGACUAAAGAGAUCUGUUAAGAGCUUUCUUCUCUUCCUACUUCCAACCCCCACCCCUCAGCAGUAAUUGGAGAAAUUCCCUGGAGAAACCAUUGGUUUUGACUUAUGAGGCAUUGGAGCUGUGCUGUUCAGUUGUAGCCAUAUUUUAAAGCAGCUAAAUUUAAGCUAUAUUGAAAAUUAAGUUCCUCAGUGAUAUUAGCCACAUUGUGCAUAUUCGUGUGGCUAGUGGGUUCUGUGUUAGCACAGACAUGAUGAAAUAAUUCUAUCAUAAUGGAAAGUUCUGUUGGGCAGCACUAUAUGAGAAUAUUUUUGCAUACCCUUCCUCAGAUCAGUUAAUAUUUGAUAGGUUAUAAUGUUCCAUGAAAAAUCUUGAAGAUACAUUUGUAUGUUUCUCUACAUCCUUUACCACAAACAAAUCUUGUUUUGCUCAUUUUCAGAUUCCUAUAAAAUUUCUUAUUUCCAGUUUUGUGAUAUUUGCACCUUUGCCAGAAUUAUCUCACUUAUUGUGUUUUUUUAAGAAGAGGUAAUUCUGCUGUAUCAUUAAAAAACACAAAGUCCAAAGCACUGCUUUGCUGGACUCCUCAUAAAGAGGUUUGAUGAAAUCAGUUACUAUUGACAAGAGCUUUCUACCUGAUCGGCCUACUCACAGCUGCUCAGCAAUUCAUGGAGCAGCAAGAAAGGAGAGAGAAGAGCCAGGUUGUCAAAGCUAAUAGCUGAAGUUGUCUUCCAGAAGCCUUUUCCUGCCCAAACUGAUCAAAUCAAAGGGAGACCAGGCAGUGCCAGAUAAAAGAUCACAGCAUUUGGCUGCUUCCCCAAGACAAGUCAAGGUUAGAAGGGGAUUAGAAGCUAUGUCAUCUUCCACUGUGGCAGGUGUCCUUCCUCUAAUGGAAACCCUGAAUUAUUUUUAAGUCAAUCCUGUUGCAGCUCUAGAUUCCACAAGGAGAGGAGCCAGGGGAGCAAUGUUGCCCUUCACGCAGUGACAACCAGGUAGAGCCCCCAAAGGGCUGUAGAUGGGAGGGGGUUCUGGUAAGAAAAGGCUUGGGACCUACUUCAGGAGGUGUAAAGCAAUCGAGAGCAGGGCUGGCUACCAAUAGGUAGGACCCAGUUUAAAAUGAAAAUGUGAGCCUUCUGUCCAAAAAUCAGGAAAAUGGUACCAUUAAAAGUACUAAAAUUCUUUUCUUCUGUGGUUUCUCUCACAACUUGUUACCAUGGUUUUGUUUGUUUGCUACUUAAUGUUAUUCUAAGAAAAAUUAAAUAAUUUUAAGUUCCUA